Prosopis cineraria is the source of this 1197-nucleotide messenger RNA. Its product is annotated as cysteine proteinase inhibitor 6. The transcript has 4 exons. Gene Ontology annotation, molecular function: cysteine-type endopeptidase inhibitor activity. The record is from RefSeq and is a predicted model, not a curated record. The coding region runs from base 108 to 860 and encodes 250 amino acids. Lineage: Eukaryota; Viridiplantae; Streptophyta; Magnoliopsida; Fabales; Fabaceae.
CGUGGAUCUCGAUGCGAAAGCGAUAGCUAUUAGGAAGGCCAAGAGCGAGAGAUCCUCUGGGCGCACGCGUUAAACCGAAGCCUUCUUCGCUAAGUAUAAGAAAGCGAAUGAGAGCACUGAAUUCCUUACUCCUUUCCUCCUCUUCUUCCUCUUCCUCUUCUUCGAUUCCAUCGUUCUCUUUUCUCUUCGUCGUCUUCUUCCUCUUUCUGGUUCGACCAUCUCUCGCGGAUUGCUCUGAUUACGGUCGCCCUGAAGUGGCCAUGCUUGGAGGCAUUCACGAUUCCCCAGGUGCUCAGAACAGCGCCGACAUUGAUGGCCUUGCGCGUUUCGCUGUUGAGGAGCACAACAAGAAAGAGAACGCACUGCUGGAGUUUGCGAGGGUAGUGAAGGCACAGGAACAAGUUGUUGCUGGUACACUGCAUCAUCUCACUAUUGAGGCCGUUGACGCUGGCAAGAGAAAGCUAUAUGAAGCCAAGAUCUGGGUUAAACCCUGGUUGAACUUUAAAGAACUUCAAGAGUUCAAACAUGCUGGUGAUGUUCCGGCUUUUACCAGUUCAGACCUUGGUGUUAAAACAGAUGGCCAUGGACCAGGAUGGAAAACAGUGCCAGCGCAUGAUCCUCAAGUUCAGGAUGCUGCAAAUCAUGCUGUCAGGACCCUCCAGCAGAGGUCUAACUCAUUACUGCCUUAUGAGCUUCAUGAGGUUGUUGAUGCAAAAGCAGAGGUCAUUGAUGAUUCUGCCAAGUUCAACUUGCUGCUGAAGGUCAAGAGGGGAGGCAAGGAAGAGAAGUUCAAGGUUGAGGUACACCAGAACAAUCAGGGUGGGUACCAUCUGAAUCAAAUGGAGCAAGAUCACUCCUGAUCUGAAUCUGAGUCUCCACAGUAGUGAUGAGGAAUGUUACAAAAGUUUCUGCUCUUUGGUUAUUGUGUCUUAUACUUCAGAAGAAUCAAAACGUCCUUGGAUAUCACUCUCAUGAUCUGUGUAAUAAUAGUUAUUAUACCUAUCCAAGUCGCUUUUGGCGUCUCUGGCAAAAUAAUUCUAGUUUUUGUUAAGUGUGUUUUAGUUCUUUGUACUGUAUGUUUCAGCACCAUGCUUUUUCAUUUUACAUACAAAAUGUUCUUUUUGUGUGUGAAAAGUUAUUGGCUGAAUAUUUGUACAUGACAGUUGCCUUCGUUCCCCUGGAAGUAUUUGGUGUUUA